This is a messenger RNA of Exophiala xenobiotica, 1862 nucleotides long. RefSeq lists its product as uncharacterized. The record is from RefSeq and is a predicted model, not a curated record. Bases 25 to 1794 code for a protein of 589 amino acids. The transcript is spliced from 2 exons. Gene Ontology annotation, biological process: N-glycan processing. Gene Ontology annotation, cellular component: glucosidase II complex. Lineage: Eukaryota; Fungi; Ascomycota; Eurotiomycetes; Chaetothyriales; Herpotrichiellaceae. Gene Ontology annotation, molecular function: protein binding.
CAGACCGUCUAUAGCCUCUCAGUCAUGAUCCUACGGUCGGAGCUGCUGCUUCUGAUUCCUCUGCUCCUUUCUCCCGCAUGGACAGCAGAAACUCGAGCCUCGGAGUCCUCACGGCCUCGAGGCGUCGGGCCUGAGUUUGCCAAGUUCUACAAGAAAUCUGCAUCAGAUACAUUCACAUGCAUUUCGAACCCCUCCAUAACCAUUCCGUUCUCUCGAGUCAAUGAUGACUUCUGCGACUGUCCUGACGGCUCAGAUGAACCGGGAACGGCGGCAUGCUCUUAUCUUUCACCUCUUUCGCCUCAACAAUAUCAUCCCGGUCCGGACACAGCCUCUGCGUCAUUAAACACAACCCUAGCACUUCCUGGGUACUACUGCAAGAACAAGGGCCAUAUCCCAUCUUACCUACGGUUCGAGAGCGUGAACGACGGCAAGUGUGACUACGACUUAUGUUGUGACGGCUCAGAUGAAUGGGCACAUGUUGGCGGCACCAAAUGUGAAGAUAAGUGCAAAGAGAUUGGGAAGGAGUACAAGAAGAAGGAGGAAAUACAGCAAAAAGCUCUCAGAGCGGCGUUGAAACGGAAGAGCUCGUUGAGCGCAGACGCUGAGAGGCUGAGACGGGAAGUGGAGGACCGCAUUCAGACUCUCGAGACAACUCUAAAGGCACAACAGCUCAGAGUUCAGAGUGCGAACGACAUGCUCAUGGAUGUUGAACGAAGAGAGAAAUUGAGGGUUGUCCGGGGAGACGCAGCAGGCAGAGGAGGCGGCAAGCUGGGUGUCCUGGUCGGUCUCGCUAAGACUCGAGUCAACGAGCUGCGGGCCCAGCUCGAAAAGACGCAAGCACAGAGGGAUGCCAUGUUGAGCCGAGUCACGGAACUGGAAAGCCUCCUGGCAGCCCUGAAAGACGAGCACAACCCCAACUUCAACGACGAAGGCGUCAAACGGGCUGUUCGCGGUUGGGAAGACUAUGCAGCUCGAGAGACUGACGACAAUUGGACUGAGGCCGAGGAUCGAGAUCUGGCUGCGGUUCUGCAGGAAGACACGGAGACGAAUGGAAUCAACUGGGCUGAAUUCGAGAAUGAACCGUCAGGGGCCGAGUCUGAUGUUGCAGCGUUGUACAGCUUCAGCGCGUACCUGCCGGAUGGCGUCAAACUCUGGCUGGAUGAGAAGAUGACUUUGAUCCGGAAGACCCUUGUGGAGAACGGGAUUCUGGCCGACAACUCUGAUGCAGCAUCUCAGGCUGCGGAGAGCAAAGCCGUGCAGGAUGCAAAGAAGGGCCUCAGUGAUGCAGAGCGCGACGUCCGCAACACGGAGAACGAUCUCAAGCGCCACAGGGAAGACCUUGAGAAGGACUGCGGUCCGGACAAUGGCAUUUUCCGCGCGCUUAAAGAUACAUGCAUAUCUCGUGAUAGCGGCGAGUACGAAUAUGAACUGUGCUUCAUGGGCCAAACGAAACAGAAGUCGAAGAAGGGAGGUGGUCACACGGGCAUGGGCAAUUUUGUUGGCUUCGAUACCGAAUUCGUCGACGAGAGCGUUGGUCCUGAUGGAAAGGGGCUUGGUUCGGGUGAGCGAUUGGUCAUGAAAUAUGAGAACGGUCAGCAUUGCUGGAAUGGACCGUCGAGGUCGACCAGAGUCAUUCUCGCGUGUGCUGAGAAGGAAGAGAUCUGGAAGGUCAGUGAAAGUGAGAAAUGUGUCUACCGCAUGGAAGUUGGCACAGCUGCCGUUUGUGAGCAGGCAGCCCCAAGUAAAGGCAAGGCUUCGGCUGAGGAAGCGGAUGGGAAAAAGGAUGAAUUGUAAACCGGUGAAUUUGGCAGCGUCAAUAAGUCGGUGUAUACCACGACGGAAAAAUGAACCUUGCUGCACAC